AUGUCGAGCUUUGGCACUUACUUCCGCGUGACCACCGCGGGCGAAUCCCACGGUAAAUGCGUCAGUUGCAUUAUUGAGAACUGCCCGCCAGGCCUUGCCCUCACGGAAGAGGACAUCCAGCCGCAGCUCACACGUCGACGUCCGGGCCAGUCGGCCAUUACCACCCCCCGCGACGAGAAGGACCGCGUGACGAUAGGAUCUGGAACCGAGUUUGGGCGAACUCUCGGAACGCCCCUCCUCCUGACUAUACCCAACGAGGAUCAACGCCCCGGCGACUACAAAUCUCAUGAAAAUUCUUACCCCCGCCCCUCCCACGCCGACUGGACCUAUCUCGAAAAGUACGGAAUCAAAGCCUCCUCCGGGGGUGGCCGGAGCAGCGCCCGCGAGACUAUUGCCCGCGUCGCUGCUGGCGCUGUCGCUGAGAAGUGGCUGUGUGAGGCUUACGGUAUUGAGAUUAUCGCCUUUGUGUCCUCGGUCGGUAAGAUUAAGCUAUUCGACGAUAUGGACGCCCUCAGCAGUAAUCUUAAGUUCCUUACGCUUGUUAAUACCCUUACCCGUGAUGAGGUUGACGAAUUUCUACCGGUGCGGUGCCCUGACACUGAAAUUGCGAAGCGUAUGGAGGACCUAAUUGCCGAGCUCCGCGACCAGCACGAUUCUGUCGGCGGCACUGUCACCUGUAUUAUCCGCGGGUGCCCAUCCGGCCUUGGUGAGCCUGCCUUUGAUAAGCUUGAGGCUCUCCUUGCCCACGCUAUGAUGUCGAUUCCUGCGACUAAGGGCUUUGAGAUUGGCUCUGGCUUCCGUGGAUCUGAAAUGCGCGGGUCAGAGCAUAACGACCCCUUCGUGUCUAACCCCCUUGCCAGCGAGGCCACGACACCCGGUGCCGCUGUUGGCAUCCCGCCCUCGCGCCUCGGCACCAAGACGAACCACUCGGGCGGUAUCCAGGGCGGCAUCUCCAACGGGGCCAGCAUCUUUUUCAGGGUAGGAUUUAAGCCUCCGGCAACUAUCGCCCAGGACCAAUUGACCUCGCGCUACGAUGCAUCCGGCGAGGGCGUCCUCGCCACCAGGGGCCGUCACGACCCUAAUGUUGUCCCUCGCGCGGUACCUAUCGUCGAGGCUAUGGCUGCUCUGACAAUUAUGGACGCCCUCAUGGCUCAGCAUGCGAGACAGAUGGGCAUGAAGAUUGCCGCAGCCAGAAAGUAG
Molecule: messenger RNA, 1200 nt
Organism: Cordyceps militaris CM01
Lineage: Eukaryota; Fungi; Ascomycota; Sordariomycetes; Hypocreales; Cordycipitaceae
Product: chorismate synthase
Exons: 3
Coding region: 1-1200 (399 amino acids)
Biological process (GO): aromatic amino acid biosynthetic process; chorismate biosynthetic process
Cellular component (GO): cytosol
Molecular function (GO): chorismate synthase activity; FMN binding
Source: RefSeq, a predicted model, not a curated record